AUGGACGCGGUGUUGUUUUCAGAGAUUAUUCUAAUGAUUGAGGUAUUGGUGCAUUUCGUAUAUCAAAAUUACCACCUCAAAACAAAAGGUAUUACAGUAAAUUGUUUAACAAAAGGAGAAAAGAGUGAGUGGGUAAAAUUGGUUGAGUUUUGGACAAAAAUGAGUUCGUCUUUAUGCCCUCUUGUGUUGGCUAUUUCGUUCUUUUAUCAUUCAUUUGAUCUCUAUACACCAAACACAUUUUGUCAGAUAUUCUUCUUGUGUAUUCUGAUUUUCGGAGUUCUAUUUUGGAAUCUUGCCAUAUUAACAAUGAACACAAAUUGGAGGGCUGGAAUCGAUACAACUGCACGAACAAAACUUGUCACAAGCGGUGUCUAUUCUUAUUCAAGAAACCCGGCAUUCUUUGGACUUUUUGUUCAAUACAUUUCCCUCGCUUUGUUGAAUCCAAAUCCCUUAUUAUUGGGUUUCACAGUCCUCUCAGUGGUUGUCCUUGAUCUACAAACAAAAGAAGAAGAGAAACACUUAACCCUUUCUCUUGGUGCUGAAUAUACCGUUUACAAGGAUACAACUCCUCGUUAUAUCCUCCUCUAA
Molecule: messenger RNA, 588 nt
Organism: Entamoeba invadens IP1
Lineage: Eukaryota; Evosea; Mastigamoebida; Endamoebidae
Exons: 1
Coding region: 1-588 (195 amino acids)
Biological process (GO): C-terminal protein methylation
Cellular component (GO): membrane
Molecular function (GO): protein C-terminal S-isoprenylcysteine carboxyl O-methyltransferase activity
Source: RefSeq, a predicted model, not a curated record